Agrilus planipennis (emerald ash borer) is the source of this 504-nucleotide messenger RNA. Its product is annotated as probable rhamnogalacturonate lyase C. The transcript has 2 exons. Gene Ontology annotation, molecular function: carbohydrate binding. The coding region runs from base 196 to 489 and encodes 97 amino acids. The record is from RefSeq and is a predicted model, not a curated record. NCBI's taxonomy places the organism in Eukaryota, Metazoa, Arthropoda, Insecta, Coleoptera, Buprestidae.
GACGCUCAGAGACAACUCAGUGAUGAGGAGAAGAAGUGGCCGUACAAGUUUGUCACCGCACCAGAAUACAAUGCACAAGGGAGGGGCAGUGUGUCGGGGGUACUUAAUGUGGAUGGGUCGCCGAAUAAAGAAUGGGUAUACCUUAUUCUGACCGAACCUCACGUUGAUGACCCCCAGUUAGAGACGGCUACUUACAUGUAUUCUGCAAUUGCUGAUCAAAAUGGUCAAUUUACAAUACCAGCUGUGAGACCAGGCACAUAUAAGCUGCAAGUGAUAGCAAAGGGUGUGGUUGGAAAGUACAUUCAAAACAACAUUAAUGUGCAAGCGAAUGAGAACACCGAUACUGGCACGAUCAAUUGGAGGCAAGAAAGUCAUGGCAAACUACUUUGGCAGAUCGGUGUACCUGAUAGAACUUCGGCAGAGUUUAAAUCACCAGCUGGCUUUCCAUCACCUGUCCCUAAUUUAGAAGGUACUCCAUUAUUUAAGUAACUGACUAAACAAAUA